UUUAAAGCUAAAGCGCUUAGAGGCCCCUCUUGUUGAACAUAAAAAGUACCCAUUUUAAUUUAUUAUUAAAACUACACACUCUGUGUAUGUACUUAAAUUGUUUAUGAUUUUGUAAUAUCACUGGCACUAAGUUAUAACUAAAGUUUAUAACCUAUAGGUAAUGUAUACAUGUUGCUUUGGUGGUUUACCCAAUUAUUGUAUAAAACAAAACACACUUUAAGGUUAGCACACGGUUGUUAAAUGUCACUUCUUAAAUAUGGAUCUCGAAGGAGAAUUUAAAAAAAUCUCCAGAGUUGCAUCGUUUGGAAACAUCAGAGAUCUUCCAUCGCAUGUAAACAUGUCUGGAAAACUGGAAAUACAGUGGUCUCCGAUACCGAACAGGUUUAUAACGUGGGGGUCAGAUGUCACCCUGUACGAGGUUCAACCCCUAAGAGAUUCUUACACACAAGUUUCUGGGGUAACUAAGAUAUCGAAUAAAUCAUGCGCGCAUAUUAUUGCGACAAACCCUAACCACCUAUAUGUUAAAAGUAUUGAUAUUUACCCGAAACCCCAUUCCGAUGUGUUAAUGGCAAUAGGCAUUUCCAAUGGUAAAGUAUUGCUGUCCACUUUUGGGCCUUCGGAAUACGAUUUAUACGGAUACCCCGGCAAAGAAUUAGUUCCUAGACAUGGCAGGCAAUGUAAUGUAGUGUCCUUUAACCCCAAUGAGCCCAACUUGAUAGCAGCAGGGCUGGAUAAACAUAGACAAGACAAUUCUGUACUGAUCUGGGAUAUUUCAAAGCUAGCUCAUGAACCAAACUCCUCAAAAAUUGCAUUUCAUCCUGUAUCCAGCGAUUAUGUACGACCGGUUGCCGAAUUUGGCAACGCAGAAUUCGCGCACAGUUUGUCUUGGUUCAGAACUAAUAGCAAGUUAAUUGCUUGUGGGAUGAAUUUGAAGCAUUUGAGGAUAUAUGACAUAAGAGAUCACUCCAAAAACGUGGUAUCCACCCCCACCAAGGCGGUGUAUGGCGUUUGUUUAAAUCCUAGGGAUGACAGGCAAAUAGCCUCAUUUUUCGAUAACCAAAUUUCGGUUUGGGACACCAGAAAUUUCGAAAAACCUGUCCUGGUUAUAACACCUCUAAAACCCAUAGUAAAAAUAGCUUGGUGUCCAACAAAGAUAAACAUGGUUGCCUCAGUUCAGAAAGAGAGCUCUGUUGUCAAUUUGUAUGAUAUACAACAAACCACUGUUUCCAAUGAGGAUGUGGAACCUGUUAUUUUGGAGAGGGUUGUAACUCCUGGCAGUUAUCAUAACAUUGCGUCAAUUUCAUGGCACCCUACUGACGAAAAUAGAUUUCUAUCUAUUGCAUCCAAUGGUGUGAUUUCUGAUUACACCGUUUAUGACCGAAUAACACUUAACUGGUCGCCCAUAUCUAAUGUUAUGUGGACGUAUGGUAGAAAAGCUUUAAAAUACGUAAAAGAGUUUGAAAUUGACGAUAUUUCUUAUAAAAUUCGCCAGAGAGCUAAAAAUAACUACGGACUAGAGGAUCAACUCGAUAAAAACGAUUUGGCGAUAGACAAUAACGAUAUGUUGGCGAGCGUGUGGAAUUGGUUGCAUUUGAGCAACAAGUUGGCGGAAGAUGGCGCUAUAAGGCGCACAAAUAUUAAACACCCUGGAGUGCAAACCAUCCUUAAAAUUGACCCAGAAAAUAAUAAAUCCGAAACGGUUAUUGAGAGUUGGAUAGAUUUGGGCAAUCCCAAUUGUAAAGGUUCCGCCAAAUACUACAAACAUGAAGAUAGGGAACAAGCAAUUCGGCUUUGCGGAUGGCCGGUAGAUUUCCUUCCGGAGUACCUUAAAAGUCUGGAGAAGGAGAACGAGUUCACGAGAGCCGCAGCCAUAUCGGUUUUUAACCUUAAAAUAAAGGCGGCAAUAGAAUUGCUCACCAGGGUUCCAGACGCUUCCGAAUAUUCCUCCAGCCUCAACAUAGUAGCGAUGGCGUUGGCUGGAUUUUCGGAUGAUAAGAGUAGCGUUUGGAAGCAGUUUUGUACUAAUUCCAGAAGUAAAAUAACCGAUCCCUAUUUGAAAGCGAUGUUUGCUUUUUUGACUGACGAGAACAAUAAUUAUGACGAUAUUUUGAAUGAAAGAGGUAUGUCAGUAGGCGAUAGAGUGGCGUUUGCUUGCAUGUUCUUGCCAGAUAAUAAAUUACUGGAGUACUUACAAUCCACAACUGAGAAACUGACUGAAGAAGGGAACUUGGAUGGUCUUUUGCUAACAGGUAACGAUACGGAGGGUUUAAUUCUUCUACAAAAAUAUCUUGACACUACAGCUGAUAUUCAAUCAACAGCUCUUAUAGCUAUGCGAGCUUUUUAUACAGAACUGGGAAAUGAAACUGUUAAGUUGUGGAUCGAAAGUUAUAGAAAUUUGUUGGACACCUGGAAGUUGUGGCACGAAAGAGCGCAAUUCGAUAUAAAACUGGCUCUUUUCAGACCGCAAGAAAAACCGCCUCAACAAGUGUUCGUGUCUUGUAAUUUCUGCGGUAAAAGUAUUUCGGCCUAUUUGCACGGCCUGAAUAGGGGUCGAACGCCUUUUAGAUUGGGGAGCACAACCGGAAACACAGUGAAGAUUUCCUCGUGUCCUAAUUGUCGAAAACCGUUGCCAAGAUGCGCGAUUUGUCUGAUGUACAUGGGAACCACAACCGGGGAAAUUGAAAAAUCCAAAAUGGUUGAUUUUGACAGCUGGUUCACUUGGUGCCAAACCUGCAGGCAUGGCGGACAUGCCGAGCACAUGCUGCAGUGGUUUAAGGAACACCAAGAUUGUCCAGUGACUGGUUGUAGUUGUAGAUGUUAUGCUAUUGAUGCUGGAAACACGUAAUGUUUUGUAAAUAUGUAGGUAUAUUUUUAUUUUAAUAAAAACAUCGCUUUUAAAUAUA
This is a messenger RNA of Brassicogethes aeneus, 2903 nucleotides long. The record is from the annotation of a GenBank genome assembly. Lineage: Eukaryota; Metazoa; Arthropoda; Insecta; Coleoptera; Nitidulidae.